This is a messenger RNA of Vollenhovia emeryi, 2193 nucleotides long. It is a transcript of the gene Ate1, whose product is annotated as arginyl-tRNA--protein transferase 1. NCBI's taxonomy places the organism in Eukaryota, Metazoa, Arthropoda, Insecta, Hymenoptera, Formicidae. The coding region runs from base 207 to 1907 and encodes 566 amino acids. Gene Ontology annotation, molecular function: arginyl-tRNA--protein transferase activity. The transcript has 10 exons. Gene Ontology annotation, biological process: protein arginylation. The record is from RefSeq and is a predicted model, not a curated record. Gene Ontology annotation, cellular component: cytoplasm.
GGUCGUGACUCAACGUCGUCAGAGCCGCGUUUGACAGUCCUGCCUGCGUAGGUGCGGACGACGGAAGCGUGAGCGCGCGAGGUAGAGCUGGUCGAGGCGGUCGAGCCGAGAGUGCCCUGACUUGAGGAGCCCGCGGCCACGCUCGUACGGCAAUCCGCGACGGAGACGACGGAGUCCGAGCGACGAACGACGGCGGGAUCGUCGAGAUGGCCGGCAGACAGUCGUACAGCAUCGUGGAGUACUACGCGGAACACGAGGGCUACCGAUGCGGCUACUGCAAGAACCCGAACACGAACUUCAGUCACGGUAUGUGGGCGCACUCGUUGACGGUGCAGGAUUACCAAAGCCUGAUAGACAGGGGAUGGAGGCGGAGCGGCUGCUACUGUUACAAACCCACCAUGAAUCUGACCUGCUGCCCGCAGUAUACCAUUAAGUGCGAGGCACUGGAUUUUAGAAUAUCAAAGUCUCAAAAGAAGAUCCUGAAGCGUAUGACAAAGUUUUUGAGGAACGAACUGGCGAACGACAGCUCUGCAAGUACGGGCGAGGAUCAGCAGGAUAAUAUAGACAUAAGCAACGAAGAAGCGCUGAAUUAUCCCAAGCAUCUGAUGAAAGCACAGAAAGACAAGUCUCAGAUGAAUGUUUCGUCUGUCGACGACGAAGUCGGUGGACGAUUGUCGGUGAAUCCAGUAAAACCGGAGAAAUCGCAGAAAAAUUGUACGUCUGUAUCGAGUGGCGGUCCAGCGCAGCUAUCAAAUUCCAGCAACAAGAACGCCCUGCACGUUAGAAGUGAAGUCGCCGACACGGUGCCUUGCAAAAAGGCGAAGCUCUUACGCAUAGAACGCAAGAAGAACAAAUUGUUGGCUCAAGGCAAAUCGCAGAGCGAAAUCGAGAGCAUUAUGAAGGAAAAGAAGCAACAGAAUUGCGCUAAACCUAUGGAGGAAUUAUUCGAGGAGGUGUAUACCGGAUUGAAGAGGUUGGAGUUGAGACUGGUUCGAACUGCGCCGAUGAGCUCCGAAUAUGUAAAGACUUCGAAAGAGUCUUACGAGCUUUACAAAAAGUAUCAGAACACAAUACACGGACAACCGACUGAGAAGCUCACAGAGCAACAGUACACGAGGUUUCUUGUCAAGUCGCCUCUGAAGAUGAAAUUGGUGAGAGUGAUGACGGACGAGUUCGUGAGCACUCUCGAUGCGAGCGCGAGUCUUUAUAAAAAGUAUCAAAUGGCGAUUCACGGCGAUACACCGGAUCAGUGCGAUCAAAAGUCAUUCUUCAACUUCCUUGUAAGGAGUCCCUUGCAGCAAUGGACACCCGACAGUGGACCACCUCAAGGAUACGGCUCUUUUCACGAGCAAUAUUGGUUGGAUAACGAAUUGAUAGCGGUGGGAGUGAUAGACAUUCUGCCGUCGUGCAUCUCGAGCGUGUACUUUUUCUACGACCCGGCAUAUAAUCAACUGUCUCUUGGAACUUUUAGUUCCCUUCGAGAGGUUUAUCUAACGAGGCAGCUCAACAAGGUCGCGAGCAAUCUGAAAUAUUAUUACAUGGGCUUUUACAUUCACACAUGCCCGAAGAUGCGAUACAAAGCGAGAAUGCGGCCGUCGAAGCUUCUAUGCCCGGAGACGUAUGUAUGGUGUGAUAUCGAGCCUUGCCUAACUAAACUGAACAACGAAAAGUAUAGCCGUCUGAACGACGAGAUUAAUGCCAUCGAUGAAAAUGGCGUAGUCAACGUUGAAGAGGUAUUGGUAUUAUAUAAAAAUAUUGCGAUGCCAUAUAAGAAAUACAGAAUGCAGUCGAAGACGUACCCUUUCUCCUCCUUGGGUGAAGAGAAACGCGAGGUGGAGGAAUAUGUCAGGCUCGUUGGGAUGCCAUGCGCGCGAGCAAUGCUGCUCUAUCGCUAUUCUAGAGGGUGAUUUGACGCGUGAAACCGAUGAACGCUCUACGUCCCAAGGACCGUCCACGUGGAAGGACACUUUAGUGGCUACUUCAGAAAUUAUUUAUCGGCUGAUAUUUGUGUACAAAAAGAAAAUAACGAUGAAACUUCAUAUUCUUAGAAUAUUAUUAAUUGUAUGUUGUUGAGCAACAGUCUGUGAUGCAAGCGAUUGAAUAAUCAAAUAUUGUAAAAUGCGCGUAAUAAAUUAUAUGCAUUACUCUUCAUCGUCUAUGAAUGACUGUUGAGGAACGUUUCAAGAAUAUUAA